GAGCGGAUCGUGUGUCACUAUAACAGAAGGACAUAAUCAGCGCGGUAAGUUUGCAGAACCUUACAGCCUGUCUCGGCCAGCAGGGAGCUCACUUCUUUCAGCUUUUCUGAGGUUGCAAAGUCCACUGUCACCAUGUCUGACACUGAGGAAGUUGGGGUCGAGGAAUACGAUGCUGUAGAAGAGGAGGUAGUAGAGGAAGUAGAGGUGGCCCCUGAGGCGGCCCCUGAGCCAGAGCCAGAACCAGAGCCAGAGCCAGAGCCAGAACCAGUGGUAGAACCAGAGCCAGAACCAGAACCAGAGCCUGAGCCUGAGCCUGAGCUUGAAGAGGCCGUUGAAGAGGAAGAGGAGAAGCCAAAGUUCAAGCCCAGCGCUCCAAAGAUCCCCGAUGGUGAGAAAGUGGACUUUGAUGACAUCCAGAAGAAACGUCAGAACAAGGACCUGGUCGAGCUGCAGGGUCUGAUCGAUGCUCACUUUGAGUGCAGGAAGAAGGAGGAGGAGGAGCUGAUCGCUCUCAAGGACAGGAUUGAGAAGCGUCGUGCCGAGAGGGCUGAGCAGCAGAGGGUCCGCGCUGAGAAGGAGAAGGAGCGCCAGAUCAGACGUGAGGAGGAGAGGCGGCAGAGGGAGGAGAUUGACGCCAAGAAGAAGGCGGAUGAAGAGGCCAAGAAGAAGUCGGCUCUGUCCAGCAUGGGCUCCAACUACAGCAGCCACCUGCAGAGGGCCGACCAGAAGAGAGGAGGAAAGAAAGAGACUGAGAGAGAGAAGAAGAAGAAGAUCCUGGCCGCCAGACGCAAGCAGCUGAACAUCGACCAUCUGAACGAAGACAAGCUGAAGGAUAAGAUCAACGAGCUGCAUGAAUGGAUGACCCAGCUGGAGUCUGAGAAGUUCGACCACAUGGAGAGACUGAAGAGGCAGAAGUACGAGGUGCUCACGUACAGGAACCGCAUUGAUGAGUUGCAGAAGCACAGCAAGAAGGGAGCCGCCGCCCGCCGCAGAAAGUAGAUCGGCGCGCCCCGCCGCUGCUCAGAAACCAAACUGCGAUCGUCUCGGACUCACGCCUGAUGAAACAACGCACACUGUGGCGAAGGUCGUAGCUCAGAAGCAGCCAGUAACGCUGAGGUUUACUUUGCAGUUAUCAACCCCUGUCCUGAUACAUGCAACCAGGAGCCUUUAGCUGCUGUUCAAUAGGAAUAAAAACGUGUUCGCCAUCACGCUUCCUCGCCCUCCACUGUUUGGUUCUCAGUAUUUUUGUAAAUAAAGUUUGACUCUUCAAGCCA
Siniperca chuatsi (mandarin fish) is the source of this 1274-nucleotide messenger RNA. It is a transcript of the gene tnnt3a, whose product is annotated as troponin T type 3a (skeletal, fast). The record is from RefSeq and is a predicted model, not a curated record. NCBI's taxonomy places the organism in Eukaryota, Metazoa, Chordata, Actinopteri, Centrarchiformes, Sinipercidae. Gene Ontology annotation, cellular component: troponin complex. Gene Ontology annotation, molecular function: troponin C binding; troponin I binding; tropomyosin binding. Bases 133 to 999 code for a protein of 288 amino acids. Gene Ontology annotation, biological process: sarcomere organization; muscle contraction; regulation of muscle contraction. The transcript has 15 exons.